CUCACAUCUUUUAGUGGACAUAAACUAGUUCUGCACUGUACUGGUUUCGACUUGUUAGAAAUCUAGGCAUUUCAAGGCGCCACCGUACACGAAUAACGCAGAUUACCUCAGUUUAAAGCAGUUCUUAGUGUAUAGUGAUCGAGUUUGCGCAACGUAAACAAAUUAAAUAUGAGUUCUAGAAGGAAAAAAAUUUUUGAUCUUCUGGCCAGGCACUGUGAUGAUACCAAUCAUGACAAACUAACAGUAUCUGCAAGACCAGAAAAAAUAGACGCCCAAUAUUUGAUGAAUACAGCAAAUCUUAUGCCGCCUGGUUAUUUACUCUCUAAGGAAACGGCUGCUUUUAACAAGAGCGAUAAUGCAUUUUGCAGUAUGAACCUCGAAAAUAUAAAAUCAGUUUUGAGUAUUGAAUCCAAUAAAGUUACACCGAUUGUGGCCGAUAAAGGAGACGCAAAUGCUAGUGAAGAAGUAAGAAGUGUUCUCGAAAAAAUCAUAGAUGUAAUAGAAACUGACCAAUUGGACCCUGAAAAAUGUGGCAAACGGAAAAAUAUUGUCGAAGAGGAUCUGUAUUUAUCAUCGGACACGGAUCCUUUCCAAACUGAUGAUGAAGAAAACGACCCUAAUUUUAAUCCACAAGAAAGCAAAAAGAAGAGAAAAAACUUUAAUUUUGAAAACAAUUAUCAAGAAACUGAUACAAGUUCUAACACAGAUGAAAAGAAUAAAAAUGCUAGAAAAAUAUCUAAAAAAAAGCUAAGAAGAGAACAUACUUGGAAAAGAAACAUAAUUAAGUCAUCGAGAAAUCAAGGAAAGAAAUACACCAACUGGAAAGGAAAAAAACAAUUAGCAAGAAAAAUGAAAACAUCAUGUGAAGAGAAAUGUAGAAUGAAGUGUCUAAAUAAAAUGAGUGAAGAAGAAAGACAUAAAAUAUUUACUGAAUAUUGGGGAUUAGGAGAUGUCAACCGCCAACGUGAUUUUAUCCAAAUAUGUUACAGUAGUUUCUAA
Acanthoscelides obtectus is the source of this 999-nucleotide messenger RNA. Lineage: Eukaryota; Metazoa; Arthropoda; Insecta; Coleoptera; Chrysomelidae. The record is from the annotation of a GenBank genome assembly.